This is a messenger RNA of Oncorhynchus masou masou (cherry salmon), 1902 nucleotides long. Its product is annotated as zinc finger protein 7-like. Gene Ontology annotation, biological process: regulation of transcription by RNA polymerase II. The coding region runs from base 438 to 1745 and encodes 435 amino acids. The record is from RefSeq and is a predicted model, not a curated record. Gene Ontology annotation, molecular function: DNA-binding transcription factor activity, RNA polymerase II-specific; RNA polymerase II cis-regulatory region sequence-specific DNA binding. The transcript is spliced from 2 exons. NCBI's taxonomy places the organism in Eukaryota, Metazoa, Chordata, Actinopteri, Salmoniformes, Salmonidae.
GUCAGGUAUCACAUCUCAUGCAUAACCAUGGAUUUAAGGAUGAGCAACCACAUUUAAUAACUUCUUAGGAGCAUUGUCUAGAGAUCUUUUGUCAUAAUUUGUAUCAGUUCCAUAAACCAAUUAUUUUUUAAAUUGUUUUGGGGAAUUAACUUCUUCUGCAGAGAACUGAUUAUCUUAUUUGUGUUUUCAAUUUUAUAAGUAGCUGUUUGACUGAUUUCACAGAAAUAUCGACAAAAAAAGGGCAUUUAUUAGAAAGUUUAUGGUAACCCUUUCUGUCGUCGUUUCCGUUAUCAAGCUUUCCGGAAGAACUUUUUUUCCACAAACAAUGCUUCCAGCUAGCUUCAAGGAACUAUACAAUAGUAGAAACGAUUGUUAUAAACAUUUCACCGAAGCACUACAUAUUCGUUUUUGUGUAACAACGUUUAUUUUAAAAAACAAUGUCAGUUUCUUUCAGUACACAAAUAGCUGCCAUCAUGGACGUGCUAACGAAGUCAGCUGUUGCAGAAAUAACCAAACUUGUAGACGAGGGCACCGUAGUGCUACGGCUUGAAAUGUGUCGGAAAGAAAAUGAGAUAGAAGGCCUUCAAAAUAGUUUACAGCUGAUGGAAAGAGAACUGAGGGAAGCAACAACACGAGUGACAAAUGACAGGCAACAUGCUGAGGGAAUCCAGGUUGGGAGUGGGACUCCACAAAAAGGUGAUGAAGAGGACCAGAAAUCCCAAACUAUGCCUGUAGAGGACCCAGUGGAGAGCUUCAAUGAGCUGCAGCUGUCUGGACACCUUGCAGGUGCAAGGGGUGGACUGGAGUUUCUGGUGAAAGCAGAGCAGGUGGAAGAACAUGUAGCCCAGGGAACCAUACAAGAUCCAGGAUUCACAGACAGUGUGGACUUUCGAAUGGACGAGAGAGAUAGUCAGCUGUGGUCCUCUGUUACACAAGGACUAAGUGGGAAUAAUUCUGGCCACCCAGAUGGGUCUUACUCUACAGGGGGAUGCUUACAGAUGUUCUCAACUCAGGCAGAUCAAUAUCCCACUCCCAUCCCAUCCCAUCCUUCCUGUAACUCUUUGUCCAUUGUAGGGAAACCACUGGAUGACAUAUUCAGCACUGUCCCACUGAAAGUGGAGCCUGAGAGGCAUCCUGUGUAUCAUGACAAUGACAUGUCUGAGUCCAUACAAGCUGUGCAGGGGCAGUACAGAGAUACUCUGCAUCCUGUUGUGAGGGAGGGCUUGAUUUUACAGCCCAGAAUGCAGCAGCCAGGACCUUCUUCACAAGGGCUCUUGAGAGCAACUGAGAUUACAUCAGAGUCACACUCACACAACCAAGAGCAUAUUCUUAAUAAGAACAGAUUGAAAACAAAGAGGAUGGUAAAUGUUUGGAGAGCUGUACCAAACCAAAAAGUGUUCAUCUGCUCAUUGUGUGGAAAGAGCUUCCACCGCCAUUGUCAACUUGAAGCACACCAGCACUCUCAUGCUGGAGUCAAGCCAUACAGAUGUCUUGAGUGUGGGAAAAGUUUUACUCAGAAAAAUAGACUUAAGUCACAUCAGAGUGUUCACACGGGUGAGAGACCUUUCAGUUGCAGGCUCUGUGGCAAGAUGUUUACAAGGCAGGACAACUGCCAAAGACAUGAGCGAUUUCAUAGUGGACAAAAGCCAUUUAGUUGUGUCCAGUGUGGUAAAAGUUUCACGGUUCUCCGUAACCUCAAACUACAUCAAAAACAUCAAUGUAAAUUUGCCAAUGUCAGAAUUUAAGAUGGCAUGUUGUAUAGUGUUUUCCUCAGCGUUGUACAGUUAAUGAACUGUUUACAUAUGUUGAUUGUUGAGCCGUUCAACUGUACUGAGAUUAACAGGUUUAGGUUUCCAAAUUGUCAUUGGUUUCUACAUUAUGAAUGAAGUAUUAAAGAUGUUA